UUUUGCUUCUACAAAGUUAUUCUGGAUAAUUUAAAGUUUUGUCAACCUGCUGUGAUUAAGAGGCCACUUGCUUUCCCUUUCUUCAGCCAUUUGGACACAAUGGAUCACUUAGGGACAGCAGACACUGAGGAUGAUUCAGGAUCAUUAACACGCCUUGCUCCUAGUCCUCAUAGUGAAGCAGUUGCUCAUGAAUUUCAGGAACUGUCAUUGCAGCCCAAUCAGUAUUUACCCCCCCUCAAAGAACGGAAAAAUGUACUUCAGCUUAGGCUGCAGCAAAGGAGAACAAGAGAACAGCUGGUAGACCAGGGCAUCAUGCCACCUUUGAAAAGUCCAGCUGCAUUCCAUGAGCAGAUAAAGAGUUUGGAACGAGCCAGGACUGAAAAUUUUCUGAAGCACAAGAUUCGCAGUAGACCAGAUCGAUCAGAGCUGGUCAGAAUGCAUAUUCUUGAAGAGACGUUUGCAGAGCCCUCACUACAGGCAACUCAGAUGAAACUGAAGAGAGCUCGACUGGCAGAUGACCUGAAUGAGAAGAUUGCACAGAGGCCUGGUCCUAUGGAAUUGGUGGAAAAGAACAUCCUUCCUGUAGACUCUAGUGUUAAAGAAGCAAUUAUAGCUGUUGGGCAAGAGAAUUAUCCCCAGGCUCUUGAAGAUUACUCAUUUGAUGAAGACAGCAGUGAUGCUUUAUCGCCAGAUCAGCCUGCCAGCCAGGAAUCGCAGGGUUCAGCAGCUUCCCCUGGUGAGCCAAAACCAAGUGACUCACCAUCACCAGUCAUACCAAACACUAUUUCUGCAGCUCAGUAUCCACCACUAACCUCUCCAGUCCUUGAAUUCCUAAAACCUCCCCUCACCACUGAACAGCACACUACACGCUCUACAGCUUCUGUUACCCUGAUCACAAAUACUGUCUCUUCAGCAAAGCCUGGGCCAACAUUGGUAAAGCAAAGCCACCCCAAGAAUCCCAAUGACAAACAUCGGAGCAAGAAAUGUAAAGAACCUAAGCCCAGGGUAAAGAAGCUGAAGUAUCAUCAAUAUAUUCCACCUGAUCAGAAGGGUGAGAAGAACGAACCACAGAUGGACUCCAACUAUGCUCGUUUGCUACAACAGCAGCAGCUUUUUCUGCAGCUGCAGAUCUUGAGCCAACAGCAACAACACUACAACUACCAGACAAUUCUGCCUGCACCACUCAAGUCAUUGAAUGACAAACAGAUCAGCAAUGGGAAUACACCACUGAAUACUUUGAGCAACAGCACACCUACAACGGUAGCCAACACACCAAGACAGAACAGUAAUACGCCCAGCAGGAAACCAGGACCACUGCCUUCAAGCCUGGAUGACUUGAAGGUUGCUGAACUGAAGAUGGAGUUGAAGUUAAGGGGAUUACCUGUAUCUGGAACUAAAACAGAUCUUAUAGAGCGUCUGAAACCUUAUCAAGAUCUUAACAACAAUGGAGUCACUACUAGUAACACUACUACAACAGCAACUUCUGCUGGGGAGGUGACAGUGGGAUUCCCCAUUUCAACACUAAAUAAAGCAGUUGUUAGUUCUAUGUCCAGCUUUCCUACAGAAAAAACAUCUACUGCAAUGGGCUGCAAAGCAGCACAUACUGAAAGCACUAGCUCCCCUUUGCCCAUAUCCCCAUCUCCUUCAGAGCAAUCCAAUCUAAGCACAGAUGAUACUAAUAUGACAGAUAGUUUUACAGAAAUGAUGACCAUGAUGUCACCAUCCCAGUUCUUAAAUACCUCACCUCUAAGAGUCACUACGAAUGAAGACAGUGCAAGUCAUGCCAGUGGAAGCAUGUCAAGCAUGGAGUUUGAUGCAGCAGAAAAGGACCGCAAGCUUCAAGAAAAAGAGAAGCAGAUUGAAGAGCUCAAAAGAAAACUGGAACAGGAGCAGAAACUUGUGGAAGAACUAAAAAUGCAACUUGAGGUUGAGAAACGGGGGCAGCAGCAGGCCCAAUCGUCUAGUAACUCUGUAACUGCUUUGGAUCAGAAACAAUGCAGUGCUGCUGUCAAAGAUGAAAAUGCUCUCCCUGACUGCUCUAAUGGAAAUCAGUCAGCAUCUAUAGCCAACCAUUCUUUAGGACAGCCAAUGUCUACUAGUAGUCAGAGCCUAGUUGCCAAAAAGGCUGUUAUCAUCAAGCAAGAGGUGCCUGUUGCCAAAGCUGAACCACAGAAUGUCAUCUCUCAAUUUUAUGUGAGUUCUCAGCAACAGCCACAAACUGCAGUUGUUGCCCAGCCUCAAGCUUUACUGACUACUCAAGGAACAGCACAGCUGCUACUUCCAUUGUCUAUCCAGGGACCGAAUUCUUCAACUCCAGUACAGCUCCCAGUAGGAAAUAUAAAGCUACAGGCUCAAUCACAAGCAAGAAUUCAGGUGCCAUCACAAAUAACUGCUCCUGUUUCAUCCACUGGUCUGGCCCAGACAGCCCCACAAAUACAUACUUCGCAAUCUAAACAGAAUUCUGUCACACAGCAUGUGCUCAGUCAAGUCCAGCAAAUCAGAAAGGUUUUUACACCUACUACAUCCAAUACAGUAUUUUCCUAUCAAAAUCCACCUGUUACAACGCUAUCACAACCUUUUAUCAAUAAGGGGAAUACUGCUCUUCACACUGGGAACAAUCAGGUUCCUUCUGUUCAAAAUGGACCCACUGUUCAUAAUAAGCCUGGCUCACCAUCUCAACCCCAACCGUACAUCGUACAACACACUCUGUUCAACAGGCCAGUAACCAAGACAAAAGACCCUCCACGUUACGAAGAGGCCAUAAAACAGACCCGCAACAUGCAAGCAUCUCAUCGAGAGGUUUCCAGUGCGCACAGUCAGCAGAUGGAUGAUCUCUUUGACAUUCUCAUUAAGAGCGGAGAAAUUUCCCUUCCAAUAAAGGAGGAACCAUCUCCAAUUUCCAAAAUGAGACCAGUUACAGCUAAUAUCACCACAAUGCCAGUGAAUACAGUAGUAUCUCGUCCACCACCGCAAGUGCAAAUGGCACCUCCUAUCUCCUUAGAACUGGCAAACAGUUUAGAAAACCAACUUGAAGCGCUCUUGGAUGGAACUUUGCCUCCCGGUAAUGAAAUUCCUCAGUUAACAAGCAGCAGCGAAGACAGAGAGUCAUUUUCUCUGAUUGAAGACCUUCAAAGUGAUCUGCUCAAUCACUCCAGCAUGCUUGAUCACUCCCAGUCACCCAUGGAAACAUCUGAUCCUCAAUUCACUGCUAAUAGUUCCUGUUUAUCUCUUGACCUUUCUGACACAAAUUUAGACAAUAUGGAGUGGUUAGACAUUACCAUGCCCAAUUCCUCAUCAGGGCUCACUCCUCUUGGCUCUGCUGCCCCAAGUAUGUUUUCCACUGACUUUCUAGAUCCUCAAGACCUACAGUUGCACUGGGAUUAAGGUAUAAAAGUGCAGCCAGUAAGAAUGUGACUUUCAAAGAUCUGUUUACAGUGUAGGUUCAUUGUUACAUCAUUCUGAUUGCAAUUAAAGUAAAUUACCACAGAAUGAUGGGAAGGAGAAAUGUUCGAAGAGAAGCCUUCACUAAUGUUGAAGUACAUGACAAUGAAUUAGUUAGCGUCUCAGUAAUGCAAGUCAGGGGCAUUUGAGUGUUAUACUAUACAGGUCAGAAAAGGGAUGGUUGUAUUUUUAUUAAUGAAAAGUACUGCCAAGGUGAAGUAUGAAAAAUGUAUAUGUAAGAAUUAGCAUUAAUACCUUUGCCAUGCUCAAAUUGCAUAACAUGAGGCCACUGGUUAGAACUGAAACAGAAGAAAAAUAGGACAGAUUUUAUUCUGCUGUAUGGACAAAGAGAGCAUACAUGGGGGGAAGGGAAGGUAUCACUGCACUUAAUUGUUCCUGUGGACAGCCUGAGCCAAGAGCAAGAUGCAUUGUGAGGGCAAAGGCAACUAAAAGCACUGGCUGGUUCAGUGAAAUUUCACUUGUAUCUAGUCCUUUAAUUUGUUUGUUUUGUAUUUUGGUUUGUUUUGUGACUUUUUAAACUCUUUUCUCACUCUAUUUCAAUUUUAAAUACUGAGGGGAGGACAUAACUGCAUCCCAAGGGAUAUUUUAAGUGUAAUUGUGAAUAAUCCACUGUUGAAAAGGCCAGGUAUUUUGAGAACACUGAAUUUUCCACUCUGGAUUUAAUAGAUGGUUUUAAUGUGUAUAUCAGACAGGUAUUUGUAUACUUUUUAUUGUUGCGGCUUGUACAAUUUAUUUCUGUGGGGGGAAGGGUAGCAGUAGGCAUACCAACCAAUGGACUCUAGUAUUCUAAUAGUAAACAUCCAUUUUCACUCCCAUUGUUUGAUAGUAUUUGCUAAAGAGAUUCAUCUAUCAAAAUAUCACAGUGAAUCACCUCAGCUCAUUAUAUUGUUUUCAGUCUACUACAGGAGUUUCUGGUAAAGCUUUUUAGGGCUCUGAUUUUGCGCACACCUAUGCACGAAUGAUCCAAUCAAGUGCAAUAUGUUUGCAGGAUCAGCCCCAGAUUGCACAGGAUAUAAUGACAUUGUAGACAACUUAACUUCAUCUACCAGUACCUAACCCUGGUUGAAACUGUUCAAAAGCAAUCCUAAGACAACACUGUGGAAGAGGAGAAAAAUAGGAAGGCCUCAAGAUAUACAAGUAAACAAUGCUAAAUGAAGAUGCAAAUUUACCAAGCUAGAAUGCACAUUAUUUGCGUGGCAGGCAUGUAGUAAAAGAUGAGCAGUCCUUCACUUGCUUAUUAUUCUUCUUGACUAUUUCCAUGUUAGCUUCAACUGAGUUAGAUUCUACAAAGACUGAUGUAAGUGGGAGUUAUAUAUUCUGGAACACUGUAUUUUGCUUUCCAUACAAUCAGUGUAGCUGUACUGGUGCGGCUAGUGUUAUUCCCACAUAGCCAUCAAAAACCAUUAGUUCUUUUAAGAUUAUAUAAAAACAAUAUUUGGGAUGAAAAUUGGUCUCAGUUUAGAAACAAUUUGGGUUUUUUCAGUUUCAGAAAUAAAAUUUGCCAAGUCAUUAUUUUCAGGGAUGAUUUAGUGAAAACCAAGUAGCUAUUAACUUUAUAAUAAUAACAUAAUAACAUACCAAAAUGAACUUUUAAAAUAUCAUCUUUUAGAUAUUCAAGUUCCAGAAUUCCAUAUUGUCGAAAUAUUACAGAAUUAGACACUGAGGAUAUAGUCAAUUCUGCUUCUUCAAAAUUGUGUUCACAAAGGAUUGCAUCACACUUUCAGGCCUAAAUAACAUAUGUACAUUGGGACCUGUCAGAUCAGUGUGAUUGGUCUGGUUUCAUGACAAUUACACCUGUAUCUGGAAAAAAAAAAAAUUGCAAGCAUUUAAUGAAAAGUCACAGUUAUGAAGUCACACUAAAGUUUACUUUUAAAUUAAAUGUCCUUUAAAGUCAAAAUGUCUUAUAUUAGGGUUGUCACACAAGAAAAAGGACACUAGUUUGAAGUUAAGAACAUUAUCCUUAUCCUACCUUGUUGUGCAUAGGUAUUGCCAUCGAUAUCUGUGUAAGCAGUGUUCAAGGGCAAUGUUGCAUUGAGACAGCCUGCCUUAAGUUCUGAUUUUCUUGGCUUUAGUAUAUAUGCACAUGAGCACAUUUUUAACGUAAUGUUCUGUUUUUAAGUAUUGAUAACUAUAGUAGGACUCUUGUGAACAUGACUGAACAAAUAUCCUCAUCUUUUACCUUUCCACUUGACUAUGCUCUCUUGGGGCUGAUCCUGUGAGGUGCUGAAUACCCUCAGCUGUUACAGAAGUCAGUGGGAGUUAGAGGCUUUUCACAUCUUGCAGGAGAGGUGGGUUCUUGGUCUGGUAGGAGGACCUCUAUGAAAUGUAUAUUGUUCUACACUACUGUAUGUUAGUGUAUUAUGUAAAAUAUUGUACUAAAAAUGUGCAGUAUAAAAAUGUAAUUACAGACCAAAGAUGAUAGUAACAGAAUGGCCCCUUUUGUUUGUGCUUUCUGUUUAAAUGUGAUGGGUUAAAAUUCAAUUAAAAUCAGUUUUCUAUUGGAGGAAAAAAUUAGCCAGACUAGCACAGAGAGAAAUUGUACUGUCAUUUUGAUGUGCCUGUAAAUAUAGCUCAAAACUGGCAAUAUUAUGUAGUAUCUUGCUACACAAGUAUCACUGGCAACAUAGUUUACUAACCAACCCAUAAGAAUCUGAGUGCAGGCGGAAGAAGUACCCAAGCCUCUGAAAUCUGUCAGUACCAAUACAGAGUUGUUUUUCCCCUAACCUGGUCAAUGCACACACACACACAUACACACACAAAAGGGAUCAGUGUGAAGUUCUAAAAAUGCAAGUAUUUUAGUGUAUGGGGUAUGAUUAUUUUUUGUACGUUUCAGAAUUACAUGUAUUAUAAAACCUCAUAUAUAAUGGUUUGCUUUAGAUCAUAUGUUCUGAAAUGUGCUACAAUAUUUGCCAUAUUCAUGUAUACCUGGUAUUGUGAAAAGAUUUUCUUGCUUAGAUUUUUCUUUUUGUGCAUGUUUUACAUGAUCAUUUUUGUAACACAAAUAGGAUAUAUACAUCUUGAAACUCUAAUAUAACUGUACAGUUUUGUGACAGCCACAAUCAGAAUGUCUCAUUGUGCAAACAGUUGGAAAAGAAUGCACUAGUACUACACUUGCCAUGUGCUGGCUGAAGUAGACUAAGAGACAUGGCUUAAUUGCUGUCAGUGGAUAGUAACUUUAUAACUAAGGGAAGGGUCUUAUCAAAACAAAGACUACCACCUUUUUGUCACUAAGCACAGAAACAGUGUUUCUUCUGCACUUUUUAGUGCCAUUCAACAUUUGUUGAGGCAUGUAAGUUUACAUGCAUUUUUUCUAGAACACUAUUGAUGGUUCUUUAUAUUUGUCAUAAAUUUAACAGGCUUUUCUGAAGAGUAAAAUUUAUGGUAGAUUUUUUUUCAAUCAACCCUAGGACCGAAUUCUGCAAUCUGAGCUUGCAUAAAUGUGAGUUUGUGAAAUUAGGCUUUAGCAUUUAGGAGGAAUUUUCUAUUCUAUGUUGAUGUCUUUUUCAAAAGUUAUUUGAAACAUUGUUGGGUCACCCCUUUGAGUAGCUGUAAGGUAAACAGGUGUACAAAAUUCCAAGAGAAAAUAUCCAUAUGUUGCUUAGUUAACACAUUUAGCCAUCUGAAACUUGUAGUUGAUAGGCAACAUCAUAACCCAGAGCAAGCUGUCUGACUUCUCUAAGGGUCAUAAAAACAAGUAAAAUGCAAAUCACAGAAUACUUUUAACUGGAAGGGCAUUAUGUAGUAAAAAUGCAGUAAAGCUAGCUGACUGUUGUAAAGAAUCAUUUUUAUUUGGAUAGAAUCAUUGUAUUUUUAAACUCUUUAAGCAAAUUCUAUUACAACUGGAAAGAAAAAUUAGUUCUACAGAAUUCUGAAUAAUGAACCCUUAAUGUCGAAACACACUGCACUACUCUUAAAUCUUUAAAUUGCAGUCCAGCAGCCUUUAAACAAAGUAUGGUUGCAUAUUUUCCUGCCAUUACUUUAACAUAUGAUGCAAAUAAAAAAAAAUCUAUACAGGAAUGUAGAGCAUGCAGCUGUUUUAUAGAUGCUUUUAUUCUAUUUGUUAUGUAUUUCUAGUAUAGGAAUAUCAUCUGAACUCUUAUAAAGUUCUUAAAAUAGCUUGACCCGAAAAAUUAAGCAAAAGAAAAUCCUAUCAAAUAUUUUUUUUAAAACACCUGUCAGUACAAUUGGAUUCCUGAAGGAAGACGCUGCUUUUAUUCUGCAGUGUCUGAUUGAAUAAAAAAAAACCUUGCAUUUGGUAUAUAAAUGCAGCGUUAGAAAUCUAGCAAGUGUCAUGCUGACUGUGGCUGUGUACUGACAUUGAUUUCUGCUGGAAGAAAUAGCUUUGCAGGCCAGGUCUCCAGCCAGGGAGCUCUCUGGGCCACCCCUGCCCUUAGGGGAGCCCCUAAAUUGGCAGUCUGUCCUCCUCCUGCCUAGGAAGAAGGCAGGCUGUCAAGUGGCAGGUGGCUGCUGUUGAAAAGUCACAGACAGUCCCAAGAGGAGGUAAGCCGGAAGAAAGUUUGGAGACUUUCAGUCUCUUGGGAGAAACUCUUCCAAGAGCAAUUUAACUCUGGUUGUUCCCAAGUUAUUUUUUCUCCAGAAACAGCCAUUUUACCUCUUGGGGAAAAAAAGCUUAAAUGUCUGCAGAGUUUUGUUUUCUACCAAGAUCUAGGCAAUUCUCCCAGUAGAAACUGAACGUCUGUAUGCAGUUUCAGAGAAAAACAGGAAAUCAGUGUACCUUGACUCUAGAGCUAUAAUGUCCUUUUGGGGGGGGUAAAGAAUUCUGCUUAGAUAUUCAAAAGAUACAUAGUCUCAAUAAGUUCUACUAAUACAAUGUUUUAUUUAAUAGGAACCAAAGGAUUGCCAUUUUUAUUGCCAAAGGAGGCACUUUGUAUUUUGAAGCAUAGAAAAUUCAGUCCCAAAAAGUAUUAUCUGUUUAAAAUUAUCUUUUUUUUUAAUUAAGGAUGUAUAUAUUUUGAAGUUGAUUUUGAUGUAUAACAGUACACAUUUGUUUUGCUGUUUGAGCAACUGUUUUAGGUAAUAAACACAGGCUUCUUUUCAGAUAGCUGUUUCUUCACUGUACUGCUUGCAGUAAAAAUAAUGCUUACAGUCAUCGGUGUUUCUCUUCUUAUUUUCAUGGUCACAAUUAUGUCUUAGCAUCUCACUUGAUGAAAAAAAGAAGAUGGAUACCUGUCUGUACAGCUCUCUUCAUUUACAUGCUACAUCAAUAAAAAAGUAUGGCAAUCAGGGCAUCCAUUCAUGUAUUGCCUUUCUAUAAGAAACCAUGAUGCCUUUGUAUUUGCUGUUUGCACCCCUGAAAUCAAUUCCAUGUUUGAAUGCCAUAUGUUUUGCACAUUGUACUGUAUAUAUGUAAUGCAUACUGUAUUUUUAUAUGUGUAGUACAUUUAUCAAAAUUUUUGUACAUAGUGGCAAUAUUGUAGCUACUGAGGAAAUGUUUGAUAUCUCAGUAUUUUGCUAUUUGUGUCUCAAAUAAAAAAAUGAUAAACUGCA
Molecule: messenger RNA, 8970 nt
Organism: Gavialis gangeticus (Gharial)
Lineage: Eukaryota; Metazoa; Chordata; Crocodylia; Gavialidae
Gene: MRTFB
Product: MKL1/myocardin like 2
Exons: 16
Coding region: 100-3384 (1094 amino acids)
Biological process (GO): smooth muscle cell differentiation
Source: RefSeq, a predicted model, not a curated record